Messenger RNA from Sinocyclocheilus grahami, 2570 nucleotides. Its product is annotated as igLON family member 5-like. The record is from RefSeq and is a predicted model, not a curated record. The transcript has 8 exons. Lineage: Eukaryota; Metazoa; Chordata; Actinopteri; Cypriniformes; Cyprinidae. The coding region runs from base 1 to 951 and encodes 316 amino acids.
AUGACCCAAUAUUGGCCAGCAGAUAUUAAGGACAGCAACAGGGAUUAUGAGCAGGACUCGAAGACGGUGCCACGCUGGCAUUUGGCAGCGUUGACGUGGCUAGCAACGGAGCCACGCCGAGAGAGGCCCACCGGUGCUCAGGCGGCCGAGUUCGGACACUUGCCCGACAACAUUACCGUGCUGGAAGGAGAAAGCGUCGUUUUGAGAUGUAAGAUAGACGAGGAGGUCACUCACAAGGCAUGGUUGAACCGCUCCAACAUCUUAUUUACGGGCACAGAUAAGUGGUCCCUGGACUCCCGCGUCUCCCUGGUGAACAACAACAACAUGCCGGCCCGGAUAGUGAACAUCUCGCAGGAUAAAUCGGUGAAUGAAGGCGAUGACGUGAAUUUUUUUUGCCUGGCGGUGGGCAGACCGGAGCCGACGGUCACCUGGAAGGACUUCAAGUAUGGUCUCAUGAGUGAAGGCGAAUUUCUGGAAAUCACAGAAAUCAAGCGGCAUCAGGCGGAGGAAUUUGAAUGCAUCACCAACAACGGCGUGGCGCCGCCAGACACGCGCCGCGUCAAGGUCACAGUCAACUAUCCACCAGUAAUCACAGAAGUAAAGAACAUGCCCGCCCAGCUGGGAAAAACUGCAAUCUUACGCUGUGAAGCUAUGGCAGUGCCCACCGCGUCCUUUGAAUGGUAUCGGGAUGACCGAAGGCCGGUAGAGAGUGAUAACACGCUGAAGAUUAAAAACGAAAAAACACGUUCCCUGCUGCUCUUCACCAACGUCACAGAAAAACACUUUGGCAACUACACCUGUUUCGCCUCCAACCGCCUCGGGGCUUCCAAUGCCAGCAUGUUACUCUUCAGGCCUGGGGCCGUGUACGGUGGAGUGGCGUCUCUGAACGGUCGUUUAUCAGGAGUCGGCCUGUGGUUCUGCCUCUCCAUCUCUGUUCUGAUGAAGGUCUAAAACUUUCCCACUUUGGAAGGAGUCUUUAAAUACGAACCCAUCACUGUGAACAAAAUGAAAUUAUGCAUUAAUCCAGGAGCCAUUGCUACAUCACUCUGUCAUUCCUUCCUAUUCCCAUUCAUGCCCGGUCGCGUAUCACCGCUUCACUUCUCCCUCCCGUCGCCAACGAUGGUCACCUUUUAUCGUCCAAACCUGAUAUGUGAUGCAAAUGAUGUGAACGACAAGUGUAAUGCCAGUUGGGUGUCUCUUGAUGUGCGUGCUGGACAUGCUGGUUGUAAAGUGACGUGUCGAUGAUGACGGUUGCGAUGUUCGGGUGACCCUCUUGAAGCUGUUUGUGGCAGUUCACCAGUGGGCCCGUCGGCCGUUGAUCCUCGGAUCCCGACGCAGAGAUCUGAGCUGAACGGUGGUGCAUUCUGACAUGCGUAGCUACUAUGAAUGAUGUCAAACCACAUGUUUUCUUUCUAGCAAGGAGGGCCGUGUCAUCUCGGCCCUUUGUUUGCGUUAGUUUGGGCUCUCGACCCAAAGCAAACGCCUGACCCACGUCCAGCCCUCAUAUUGUCCUCAGUCUGUCCAUCACUCAGAUCGUCGGUCCUUCACACUCAAUGUAAAUAUAUAUGCAGUAGAGGCCCCUCAUUCCAGCGGCAAAAACUACAUUUCCCAUCAGUCUCUCUUUUUCAGCUUUUCGGCUAGGAGGAUAUUGCUGCCUUUAAGUCAUGAUGGAAUUAUCAUAUUUGCGAGAUUUACAACCGAAGUGACAUUAUUAGCCGAGAAUCAUUGGUUUUGAUUAUAAGAAGUUUAGUUUGUACACAUUUAGUGUUAUUUCUUGUGUUUGAUAGGAAGUUAAAAAGAAAUGAUUUAAAGUACUUUUCAAACUCAUUGCAAAGUAUAGAAAAUAGAUGUAGUGUUGGAAAUUAAAGUAUUUGGACACUUUUUGGUUGUCAAUUGUUAGUUACUAAAAUAAACUACAGCUAUAGAUGUCAUUCAUCCGCUAAUACUCAUUUGAAACGUGCAAAUAUUUAGAAAAUUGAGAGAGUGCAACUUUUCAGAAUUAUUUGAAUGCAUCAUUGCAACUCAUAAGAGUGCAACUUUUCAGAAUUAUUUAAAUGCAUCGUUGCAACUCAUAAGAGUGCAACGUUUCAGAAUUAUUUGAAUGCGUCAUUGCAACUCUUAAGAGUGCAACUUUUCAGAAUUAUUUUAAUGCAUCAUUGCAACUCAUAAGAGUGCAACAUUUCAGAAUUAUUUAAAUGCAUCGUUGCAACUCAUAAGAGUGCAACGUUUCAGAAUUAUUUGAAUGCAUCAUUGCAACUCAUAAGAGUGCAACGUUUCAGAUUUAUUUGAAUGCAUCGUUGCUACUCGUAAGUAGGAACUUUCCACAAAGACUUGAAGGCAGCAGAAGUUUCUGGCAUCUCCUGGCCUGAAACGGUUCAUUGACUUCUUGUUGCUUGUGGAUAGCAUGUACCGGUUAGAAAUGUCCCUCUUGUGACCUCACUUCCUGCACCAACCCCGUUUUAACCCCCUGCACUGUGUACAUUUUAAUCUGCAAGGUUAACUGCUAUUACUUUUUUGGUGUUAAUAAUGAUUAUAAUGAUGAUGAUGAUGAUGAUGAUGACAAUGUUAAU